This is a messenger RNA of Chroicocephalus ridibundus (black-headed gull), 2075 nucleotides long. RefSeq names its product TNF receptor associated factor 2 (gene TRAF2). Bases 237 to 1655 code for a protein of 472 amino acids. Gene Ontology annotation, molecular function: zinc ion binding; tumor necrosis factor receptor binding; ubiquitin-protein transferase activity. The record is from RefSeq and is a predicted model, not a curated record. Gene Ontology annotation, cellular component: cytoplasmic side of plasma membrane; cytosol. The transcript has 10 exons. Lineage: Eukaryota; Metazoa; Chordata; Aves; Charadriiformes; Laridae. Gene Ontology annotation, biological process: regulation of apoptotic process; protein K63-linked ubiquitination; positive regulation of canonical NF-kappaB signal transduction.
CCUCCUCACGGCGGGGCAGGCCGGGCCUUACCGCGGGGCGCGGGGGGGGCGGCAGCGGGCCAGGCUCGGCGGGGGUUGCGCUGGUGCGGGGAAGCUCCGCCAGCGGCCGGCAGCUCGGGAGACGUUCCUCCCCGUACGGGCGGUGGGGGGCUGUCAGAACCCUGGGAGCGGCUUGGUUUGGGGCAGAAUUCCGGUCCUUUUGGGCUCUGGAGAUACAGCCAGAAUUUUUCGUUCACAUGGCAGCAGCAAACUCUACUCCACCUGGCUCUUUGGAUCUAAACCAGCCUGGAUUUGCAAAGGAGAUCCUGGGAACUAAGCUGGAGGUCAAAUACCUCUGUUCCGAUUGCAAGAAUAUAUUGAGGAGGCCGUUUCAAGCUCAGUGUGGACAUCGCUACUGUUCCUAUUGUCUGAAGAAAAUUAUAAGCGCUGGGCCUCAGAAGUGUGCCAGCUGUAUUCAGGAAGGAAUAUACGAAGAAGGAAUUUCUAUUUUGGAAACAAGCUCGGCUUUCCCAGACAACGCAGCUCGCCGGGAGGUGGAAAGUCUGCCUGCUGUCUGUAUUAACAGUGGCUGCACUUGGAAGGGGACUAUUAAAGAAUACGAGGCUCAUGACGAAGUCUGCCCUGAAUUUCCGCUGACUUGCGAAGGCUGUGGGAAGAAGAUUCCCAGGGAGAAGUUUCGGGACCAUGUGAAGACUUGCGGCAGAUCUAAAGUGCCUUGCAGAUUUGAGGUUGUCGGAUGUGCUGAGGUGGUGGAAAAUGAAAAGCUACCAGAACACGAAAGCAAGUGUUUGGCGGAGCAUCUCUACAUGCUACUGAGCUUUGUGCUCAGCCUCAAGGCUGGGUCUGGAGACCUGAAGCCCCUUCCUACCCUUUCCUCGUCACAAAACAACUCCCCACUACUGGCAGCAAACUCUCUGUGCUCGGAGUCAGAGCUCUCCAGGUCCCUGGAGCUCUUGGGAAGGUGUGAGGCCCUUGAGAGGAAAACAGUGACCUUUGAGAACAUUGUCUGCGUGCUCAAUCGGGAGGUGGAAAGAGUGUCUCUAACAGCCGAAGCCUACAGUCGGCAACAUCGACUAGACCAGGAGAAAAUCGAAACACUGAGUAACAAGGUCCGGCAGCUGGAAAGGAGCAUCGGGCUCAAAGAUCUGGCCAUGGCUGAGAUGGAGGAAAAGAUCCGCAACAUGGAAGCUUCCACCUACGACGGUGUUUUCAUCUGGAAGAUAACAGAAUUUGCCAGGAAGCGUCAGGAGGCAAUCACGGGCCGCUCUCCUGCGAUCUUCUCUCCAGCUUUCUACACGAGCAAGUACGGCUACAAGAUGUGUCUGCGUGUUUACCUGAACGGGGACGGCACCGGGCGUGGGACCCAUCUGUCCCUGUUCUUCGUGGUGAUGAAAGGACCCAACGAUGCGCUUCUGCGGUGGCCCUUCAACCAGAAGGUAACCCUGAUGCUCCUGGAUCAGAACAACCGGGAGCACAUCAUCGACGCCUUCCGACCCGACGUGACGUCCUCCUCCUUUCAGCGACCCAUCACGGAAAUGAACAUUGCCAGCGGCUGCCCGCUGUUCUGCCCCGUCUCCGUGAUGGAAGCCAAGAACUCCUACGUGCGUGAUGACGCCAUCUUUAUUAAAGCCAUCGUUGAUCUCACGGGCCUCUAACCCUCCUCACCUCCAGGAGCAGUGAACGCAGAGCCAGCCCCCGAGUGGGGCAUCCCCCUCUGGCGCUGCACUUCUGGCAGCGCUCGGAGCGAGGAGGGGGCAAAAGCGGAAGGCAAAAGCCCUUCCCAAAAUGGGACCUUCGCUCUGAGUGGAAACGAGGUGUCUGAUGGGAACCCUCUUCCCUGGUGUCAGAGAGACCUUCCCUGAGAAGAGGUUUGGGUGGACGUUCACAGUCUGUGGGGUACAAGAAGAUCUUCUGCAGGGACUCGGGUGUCUGAACUGCUGCUGUCUGGGCUCCCAGUGGAAACCAGUGCAGCUCUUGCUCUACCAGUUUAGUGCACAUCCUCAGUGCUGUGUAGUAAAACAAGGGUUUGGCCUGCCCGAGCACCACCUCAAGUGGAUGUUUGGCUCAGCUGUCUA